AGUUUGUGAGUAACUUUUCCCACUAAAUUCCAAGGUGUAAUCUUUUCCUUUUCCAACUAUCAUGUAAAUUAACUAGAAAGGUAAGUGUUUUGUGAACAGUGAACACAUAGGAAUUGGAAGAAAUGGUGAAGUAACAUGCGCAUGGCUAACAACAGCUAACCUAAUCCUCAACAAGAAAAACAUAUUGAACUAUUGGUCACAAACAAUGCAUGAUCAUGGAUUUUUCUUGAAGAGCAAUGGAAACCUUGUUGGUGGGUAAUAAUAAGCAAAUUGUUGGGUUAAUCUCAACAUUUGGCUCAUAUUAUCUCAUCUUUUCUUGAUCGGUUCUCAUAUGAAACUUCGGACAAAAUUCUUCAUAUCAAGCAUAAUGACAGAAAAAUAGAUAAAGUCUCGUGACCACCACGAUAUAAAAAGAAAAGAAGAUGGAGGAGAAGAGCAACAACUAUUCAUGGUUGUUAUUGAUAUGGAGGAUGGUGGUCCUCCUUGUGCAACAUCCAAUUGGAAUCGGGGUGAUGAGCUUUGUGAUGGGCUUCCUGACGAUCGAUCCUUUCAAGAUGGGGCCCACAGGGGAGCACAAGUUUCGACCAGUGAGGCACGAGAUAGCGAGUUACGAGGAAGUGAUGCAACAUUGGCCCAAAGACAACAAGAGCCGAUUGGGAUCGGAAGGAAAACUGGAGUUUGUGGAUCAGGUUUUCGGGCCCGAGUCUUUGGAGUUCGACGCCAAUGGAAAUGGGCCUUACACAGGUCUAGCAGAUGGUCGGAUCGUGAGAUGGAUGGGCGACCAAAUCGGUUGGGAAACAUUUGCUAUCGUCACUAAUGCUUGGACGGAGGAGGCGUGCGGGAGAGGAGUGGAGUCGACGACGGCGAAGCAGUGGAAGUACGAGAAGCAAUGCGGCCGGCCUUUGGGCCUUAGGUUCAAUAAGGCAACCGGUGAGCUGUACAUUGCCGACGCCUACUAUGGGCUUUUAAAGGUUGGGCCGGAAGGUGGAAUAGCUAAGCCCUUGGCUACGCACGACGUGGGCGGGAAGCCCAUUCUGUUCGCUAAUGAUCUCGACAUCCACUCAAACGGCUCCGUUUUUUUCACGGAUACGAGCAAACGAUACGACCGUGUGAGUCAUUUCUUCAUCUUAUUGGAAGGAGAAGCUACGGGCAGACUUCUACGAUAUGAUCCGCCCACCAAUCAAACUCAUGUUGUGAUCGAUGGGCUUGCUUUCCCUAAUGGUGUCCAAUUAUCUCAUGACCAAACUUUCCUACUCUUCACAGAGACCACUAAUUGCAGGCUGAUGAAAUACUGGCUGGAGGGACCAAAGGCCGGCACGGUGGAUCAUGUCGCCGACCUACCGGGCUUCCCGGACAAUGUUCGAGCCAACGACAAAGGGCAGUAUUGGGUAGCCAUCGAUUGUUGCAGAACUGCACCUCAAGAGGUGCUGACACGAAACCCUUGGAUGAGGAGCGUCUACUUCCGGCUGCCUUUGAGGAUGAGCUUGCUGGCAAGGAUCAUGGGGAUGAAGAUGUACACCGUCAUCGCGUUGUUCGAUGAGAACGGCCGAAUCUUGGAGGUGAUGGAAGAUCCCAAGGGAAUGGUGAUGAAGCUUGUGAGUGAAGUUAGGGAAGUGAACGGGAAGCUCUGGAUUGGGACUGUGGCUCAUAACCAUAUUGCUACGCUGUCGUAUAAUCCGCGAGUAAGUAAUUAAUCAGGGGGAAACCGUGCAAUAGAAGUCAAUAUGGGUGAAAAUAAGGACUUCGAAAAGAG
Linum trigynum is the source of this 1753-nucleotide messenger RNA. The record is from the annotation of a GenBank genome assembly. NCBI's taxonomy places the organism in Eukaryota, Viridiplantae, Streptophyta, Magnoliopsida, Malpighiales, Linaceae.